This is a messenger RNA of Rhinocladiella mackenziei CBS 650.93, 2682 nucleotides long. RefSeq lists its product as uncharacterized. Bases 1 to 2682 code for a protein of 893 amino acids. Gene Ontology annotation, biological process: protein phosphorylation. The record is from RefSeq and is a predicted model, not a curated record. The transcript has a single exon. Lineage: Eukaryota; Fungi; Ascomycota; Eurotiomycetes; Chaetothyriales; Herpotrichiellaceae. Gene Ontology annotation, molecular function: ATP binding; protein kinase activity.
AUGUCGCCGACCUCUCCUCCCUGGUGGACGGAUGAGCGCGUUGAUGAGACCGUCACCUCCGCCUAUGUGCAUUCCCAUCUCCGGCCCAAUGAACAAGAACUACUGCAGCGCCCUUUAUAUUUCGGUGGCGACCUGACCGAUGACACCUAUCUGGACUGGAUAUUGACCCGAGCCAAACGAUUCUUCCUCAUCCUUGUUGCGACGGGAGUCCCCGACCAGAUAUUCGGCAUUGUCGAUGACUCUUAUGACGACGAAGACUUGCCCAUCGUCGAGCAUGCCGUCCCCGAUCUUCGUCUGUCCUAUGAACCCGACCGCGCUCUCGACAAACGGUUCUAUAAGAACCAGUUCCGGUUCCUCACUCGUGUUGUUGGCGAAGGCGAGCACAUCCGCUAUGCGGAUGAAGAAACAAUCCCCAUCACUCCUCUCAGUCUGAAAUCGGUGGUCCUAUCUCUGGGUCAGGAAGGGACCGAUAGAGUCCGCCUUCCGGUGGACCCUCUCAAGGUGUUUCUUCGCCGCCGCAUUGUCAUUGCCCCGCCCUUGACUGAAGAAGAGAUCCUGUCCGAAAUCGCGGCCAGCAGAAGACUAUGUCAUCAGCACGUGGCGUCUGUCUUCGGGUCUUAUCUACAUCAAGGCACGUUCCACGUGCUCUCUCUACCCGCCGCCGAAUGGAGUCUCAAGACGUUCCUCACUGACACGCCCAAAUCUUUUAACAAUCUACCCAAGACCGAACGUCGUCAAAUUCUUAUCAAUUGGCCUCAUUGCUUGGCCAAUGCCCUCUCAUGGCUUCACUCCAAUGGCGAGUUCCACGGAGCCAUUCGACCAUCCAAUAUUCAUGUCGAUGAUUGUUUUCACAUUUCCCUAGGAUUGUUGGAUGGAGAUGGUCUGUUUCAUGAUACCGCUAAGCCGGAUGAUAUCGAGGCCUAUCAGUACGGUCCUCCCGAGAGAUGGAAGAGGGCCGUUACAGUCCAAAGUACGGGAUCCGCUACUGUGGCCCUUCCGUCUGGCGGCCGGUCUACGCGGAGACUCGCCGGAUCCGAAAGAUGGAAUGCUUCAGACGGCCAAAACAGCGUGCGGAGCCGAUCAGAUUCACCGGCGACCACUUACACAUUCCAACCAACAUCUAGAGGUAAUUACGCCAGAUUGCGAUUAAGUGCCGCGAUGGGCCCGGAUGCUCCCUCUACGCCUACUGUCCCAGGACACAAUAUGUGGACACCGCCGGCAGACAAUAAGUCGAUUGCGACUCAGGAUACUGCCCGGAAUAUCUAUGAACCCAUGGUGCCUGGAAGAGCUCCUUCGAUCAUGUCUUUCAACGGCAAGAAGAGUGGUUCAACAUUCGGCAGUCAAAUCUUUGUCUCGUCGCCAGAAGGACGAAGUGCGGUGGUUCAAACCUGGCAAUCGGUUGAACAGGAUAUGUUUGCGUCCGACAUGUUCUCCCUUGGCGCCGUGAUCUUGGACAUUCUGAAUAUCCUCUGUAAACGCAGCUACGGCUCAUUUUCGCGGCACCGAGCCGCCAAAAAUCGAAUGGCCGGUCGAGGAGGUGGUCUAGCAGAUGCGAGUUUUCAUGCCAAUCUGGGCCAGGUGUUUGCCUGGGCUCAUUCUCUACACCAAGAGGCCGAAAAGAAGAUGAAGAAGGACGAGAGUCAGGUCUAUCAUGCUGUUGGCCCGGUGGUUCAGCUGGCAUUACAGUGUCUCUCGAGAGACCCUGCAGCUCGUUUGACCAGUGAGCAACUGGAAAAGAGACUGGGCGGGUACAUUUGCCGCUUCGCCAACAUCCCCCAUCUGCAUUGUGCACCAGAAAAAAGCACCGGAAACAAGGAGGGGAGUGCCAGUAUUCCCGUUCGCCCCAAUAAUUCCUCCGCGCGCGUGAUGAGAGACAACAAAUUUUCAGAUCGACUACGUCAACCUUCUCCGAAUCCACAUACCUUAGCGACGGAGCGGCGACAACGGCAGGAACAUCCCAUUCUUCCGGAAGCUCAAAUAUUCCAGUCACCCCUCAGCCACACCCCUCCCAGCAUCAACACGACCCCCGGCACCACCUCUGCCAGUUCUCUCACGUCCUUCAACUUCGAUGGGCUCUCCGAUACCGUGGUUGCGGAAAGUCCACGAUCUCGUGAACCGUCUCGUCGUCGGCCCAGUCGCCGAAAGGAACCUCAAAUUCCCCACCACGAGGUGCCUUGGUCAGAUGAGGAAGACAUUCCGAAGAAAGCAGCUUGGAAUCUGCGGCAUAACAAUGACAGUCAGGUGGACCCCCGACUGUCCUUCGGGGAGUCGGUCGAUACGGGAGCCUUUACCUAUCUAAAUUACAGCACCAGCGCAUCCUCCGAAGAGGGAGUCAAGUAUUUCCCUCGGCCCCCUUCUGACCCUCCGUCCCAGGCGCCGACACGAGAAUUGCCUCCGAUACCACCCAUCCCAGCCAACACCCGAUCGGUAAAACCCAAACAUCAGGUCCCGCCGGUCAAGACACAGCGCAAUGACCUUGCCAUGCUCAGUCAAUUGUCCAGCGCUGCCACAGGAGGACAUCCCAUUCGAGUGGACAGUCUUCCCAAGACAUUGGACCAUGACCGUGACGAUUAUCACGAUAUCAUCCGACACACGAGGCGUCCACAUACAGCCAAAGCUGCUUCUCGAAGUCGAUCAAGGCAAGGUCAUGACCGUCCGUUUGUGCUUCGGCCAGCGGCAUAA